CUCAAAUCCAUCUCUCUGCCUUGCUCUUCUCGCUGCCACUUGUCUCCGCAGCGGCGGGCUCUCUGCAGUCCACACGCGACGGACACGCCGCCUUGCCUCACCCUCCGCUCGCAUUGCCCAGCUGGCCCAAGAGCCUCAUCCAAACAGGAGGGUUACUCAAACUCCAGAUUUUCAAUUAGCACUUCUUGGGGCUACUCUAACUGCAGCUUAUCAGUUAGCACUUCUUGCUUGUGUUUCCGAUAGAUGCACGUGAAAUUCGUGGCGAAAAGGCUAAAUCUGUUUGGAUAUUCUAGCUAACUGAUUUAUCUAGAACUAGAAGAAGGAAUGGGCUCAAGGGUUUUAUUUAUGUUCUUUGUCAGCCUUGUUAUGGGCAAUAGAAGCUUGGCUUUAGACGAUGCUGCUGUUGAAAAGACUCUAAAUGAGAACACACUAUCUCAUACAACAAGAGGAAGCCCACAACUAUGCCAACUUUGUGAGCAGUUUGCCACAGAAGCCCUCUUCUAUCUGAAGGAGAAUGAAACGCAGAUCGAGAUUAUAGAUACUCUUCACCAAGCGUGUUUAAAAUUUAAAUCUCUCAAGUUGGAGUGCACACAGUUGGUGGAUUAUUAUGCUGCUCUGUUCUUCACAAAAAUUGCUUCUAUAAGCCCCGAAGAAUUUUGUGUAUCAGCAAGUCUUUGUGAGGAAGUUACAUUCAUCCGCCUCCCAAUACAGGAACAUGCUUGCACCCUUUGCCAUCAGGUUGUAAAUGAGGUUCUUACCGGUCUCGAAGAUCCUGAAACGGAGCUUAAGAUAACUGAGAUACUUCUGAAAGGAUGCAACAAUGCCGAGAAUUUCGUCCAGAAGUGCAAGAUGUUAAUAAUCCAAAAUGCACCAGUCAUACUACAAGAUAUCAAGAAGUUCCUCGAGAAGAGGGAUUUCUGCAAUUCCAUCCAUGUUUGUGGAAGCAAGGCUGUUCACGCUAGAGGAGAUUUCCUGAGAGCCCUUUUUACAGCCUGAGCUUUAAAGAGGAAUGUAUGUAUGCAACAAACAAUGCUGGUACAAGUCAGAAAGAAGAUUUUUAAGGCAUGGAUAUUUCCAAAUGACUACAGGUUUUCUGAUCGUAGAAAAGUGAAAUGGGAUUGGCUCUAAAAAAAAGUGAAAUGGGAUUUCCACUAAAUCGUGAAAGCCUCUGUGGUAGUUGUCACUACGUCAUUGUAUAUGGAACAUGAGCAACACGUAUUUUCAAAAUGUAUAUAUGUAUGUGAAUAUAUUAUUAAUUAUAAUGAAUUUGUAUGUAUUGCCUCUUGA
Messenger RNA from Brachypodium distachyon (stiff brome), 1287 nucleotides. RefSeq names its product proactivator polypeptide-like 1. Lineage: Eukaryota; Viridiplantae; Streptophyta; Magnoliopsida; Poales; Poaceae. The transcript has 7 exons. Gene Ontology annotation, biological process: lipid metabolic process. The record is from RefSeq and is a predicted model, not a curated record. Bases 325 to 996 code for a protein of 223 amino acids.